This is a messenger RNA of Trichoderma citrinoviride, 3063 nucleotides long. RefSeq names its product WD40 repeat-like protein. The coding region runs from base 1 to 2874 and encodes 957 amino acids. Gene Ontology annotation, molecular function: protein binding; RNA binding. Gene Ontology annotation, cellular component: nucleolus. Lineage: Eukaryota; Fungi; Ascomycota; Sordariomycetes; Hypocreales; Hypocreaceae. Gene Ontology annotation, biological process: positive regulation of rRNA processing; positive regulation of transcription by RNA polymerase I. The transcript has 4 exons. The record is from RefSeq and is a predicted model, not a curated record.
AUGGCGGGCAGCAGGCUUUCUAAGCCCCAGGACGAAGCGACCAAGAAGAGGAAGAGGGAUCCGAACGAGGGCGGCGCGAAAAAGAAGAGGUCACGGGCGCAGCAGGGAAUCGAGCACGAUCAAGCAGCUAACGGAGACGUCGAAUCAGAGAACAACCUUCAGAAUGGGUCGCUGGCCAAAUCAAAAAGCAAUGGAGAAGCUCUGGCCAAGCGGUCUUCGGAUGGCGAGGCUGGCUGGAGAAUCUCCAAGCCUAUGGGUGGCAGAAUGCUCGACAUUGACCCCAUCCUCACCCAAGACGACCAAUACCUCAUCUUGACAUACAACACCUCCGUCCAAGUAUACACGGCUAGCGACUCUCUCCUCCCGAGACGAAUCCCCAUUGGCGCUGCCGAUGCCACCACGUCAAACGGCACGUCUCCCGCAAACAUUGUUGCGACCCGCCUGUCCAUACAGAACCCUGAAUACCUCUGGGUUGCUUGCUCAGACGGUCACAUCUACUAUGUGAAAUGGACAGAAGCCACUGAGACGCACCAGAGUUUCGAGACGGCGACGGGCACCACCAAAGCGAUGACGGUGACUUCGACCGAGGCUUCUGGCACAAAGGCUGAUGUUGUCGUCGUCGUCGAGGCAGCCAAGUCCGGUAGGACGGAAUUGACUGCGUAUGGCGGUGAUAUCCUGUCGUCUCCAAUCUCAAAGAACCUCCUGAGCGUCAAGAAGUCCGGCAAUGGCCUGCACUUGAUCGAGUCCACCCAAGACGGCCUUGUCUUGGUCGGUGCUGUGAAUGACUCUCUGUUUAUUGGCGUAGCGUCACACGAGCAAUUGACCAACUUUGAAGAACUGCAAUACGAGUUCUUUUCCUUUGACGUGCCCGACAUCAUCACCACGCUCGAUUUCAGGGUAUACCCAGCCUCUGCUCUGUCCGGCAGUGGAAGCAAAGGACGACGCGACUCCGACAAAGUGGUGGACGUGAUUGUUGGCGGCGCACGAGGAGGCAUCUAUCUCUACCACGACGCCCUAGCUCGAAGCCAAUCCCUUGGGAAAGCCGGCAUCCAAGCUCAGAAAUUCCACUGGCACCGAAAGGCAGUCCAUUCCGUUAAAUGGUCACGAGAUGGCAACUACAUGAUCUCAGGUGGCUCUGAAAACGUUCUUGUGCUGUGGCAGAUGGAUACAGUCAAGAGAAACUACCUUCCGCACCUGUCAGGCAGCGUAGAAAACAUUGUUGUUUCAGCCAGCGGAUCAUCCUAUGUCGUGCACCUUGACGACAACUCAACGAUGAUUCUAUCUACUGCUGAACUGACUCCGACCACAUAUAUAUCUGGCAUUCAAUCCGCCUCCGUUGAAGCCACGACGCCCAAAGACUUGCUCGUGCAGCGCGUUUGGUCAGUGGCAGACAGAGUGCGGCGGCCUAUUCCUGCUGCCAUCAAGGCGAACCAGCCCUCCAAGCUUCAUGUUUGUGUCGGCAAUGGCCGCCAGGCAACGAUGACGGGAGACUUCUCGGCCCCCCUGCUGCAGUCUUUUGAUCUGGAGACCUUCACGAGCAUCUCCAAGCAGGCAUUGGCCCGGACACAACCUACGGACGUGAAUCUGUCCAACAAGGGCUAUGCCAUUGAAGAGCCCGUUGUCACGCAUAUUUCCUUUUCUUCCGAUGGAAAAUGGCUGGCCAGCGUCGACGACUGGUAUCCUUCAAAUAGAGAUGUUGGCGCCGUUAGUGGCGACGCCGGAGACCAGUUCUUGAAGGAGAGGCACGAGUCAUACCUGAAGUUCUGGCAAGUCAAUGAUGAGGACAACUCGAUUGCCCUCGUCUCCAGGAUCAAUGCGCCGCACACGUCGACUCAUCCAGAGACAAUCCUCGAUCUCGCCUCCGACAGUGCCUCAGCCUGCUUUGCCACCAUUGCCGGGGACGGCAUCGUUCGUCUAUGGCGGCCAAAGGCUCGCCAACAAGAAGGCUCACGAAACGCAGGUGGCGCUGCGGAGUUUACUUGGGGUUCUUCCCGGAUCAUCCCCAUUGGCGAUGGGCUGGGCCGAGAUGUCAUUGCAGAUAUUCCCAACGACUCGUCUGCUCCUGCAAAACCUCAAGCCCGCAUCGCCUUCUCGGAAGACGGUUCCACGCUAUUUGCGGCCUUUGGCGCUCUUGACGUUGGAGCAGUGUAUGUGAUCAACGCAGCCUCUGGCGAAGUGGUCAAGAUUCUGGAGGGCCUCUGGAAAGGACAGCUGCAUUCAUUGCGAGUGCUGUCGCAGUACCUGAUUGUGCUGUCCGAUGAACUUCACGUCUACGAUGUUGUGAGCGACGAUUUGCGGUACGGAAUCGUGGUGCCCAAGGCUUCCGACUCGGAGGAAUUGCUGCAGCUCGCUGUCGACUCGGUAUCUGGCCACUUUGCCGUCACCCUCCCUCUUGGAAACACUUCCAGCAUAGGCAUCUUCAGCCCGAGCGAGCCUGAGCCGCUCAUCGUCCGCAACACACCCCAUCGGAUUGUGAGCCUCAUCUCAGUGCCCGGUACCAGUGGCUUUGUCGCUCUCGAUGAUGUGGCUCAGGUCUGGACCCUUACCGAGGGCUCCAACGCCUCCAACAUUUUGGCCGCUCAGCCGCUGCAGGAUCUGCGGCUCGACAAUGCCUCUCAGGAGGCCGAUAGCAACAGACUCGCCCUCAUUCUCAACGGAGACGCCGAGAGCGACGAUGAGAUGGACGAGGCCGAAAACGCAGAUGAGGAUGUGGACAUGGAGGACGAGGAGGUCCAGACCAACAUUAUCCCUCAACAAUAUCUUGCAGACAUUUUCGAUGCCGCGCCUCCCUUUGCCGGAGCUUCCGUCGAGGACAUGUUUUACAAGGUCAUUGAUCUUUUGGCGGCCAAGCCACUAUCGGCUGCCUCCUCGUGAUGUACAAAAAGAAAUAUGGCUUUGUCGUGUGACGAAGACCGGAACCAAAAGAGAGAGAGAAGGCGAGCGAAACGUGCUAUUUGGCGCUGGGGGUAGAUCGGAUGUCGGAACAACAUUGCCUGAUUACAUGUAUAUAUCGUCCAAGAUUCAUGGAUAGUGUCGGAGUUUAAUAUCAAUUUGCAUUGCUAA